AUGGCCCGCAAGAUGAAGGACACCGACUCCGAGGAGGAGAUCCGGGAGGCCUUCAAGGUCUUCGACCGCGACAACAACGGCUUCAUCUCCGCCGCCGAGCUGCGCCACGUCAUGACUUCUAUCGGCGAGAAAUUGACCGAUGACGAGGUUGACGAGAUGAUCCGGGAGGCCGACCAGGAUGGCGACGGCCGAAUUGACUACAACGAGUUCGUCCAGCUCAUGAUGCAGAAGUAA
Alternaria arbusti is the source of this 234-nucleotide messenger RNA. RefSeq lists its product as uncharacterized. Gene Ontology annotation, molecular function: calcium ion binding; enzyme regulator activity. Bases 1 to 234 code for a protein of 77 amino acids. The record is from RefSeq and is a predicted model, not a curated record. Gene Ontology annotation, cellular component: central plaque of spindle pole body. Gene Ontology annotation, biological process: spindle pole body organization. NCBI's taxonomy places the organism in Eukaryota, Fungi, Ascomycota, Dothideomycetes, Pleosporales, Pleosporaceae. The transcript is spliced from 2 exons.